Molecule: messenger RNA, 441 nt
Organism: Rubroshorea leprosula
Lineage: Eukaryota; Viridiplantae; Streptophyta; Magnoliopsida; Malvales; Dipterocarpaceae
Source: the annotation of a GenBank genome assembly
UGUCUUCCCCCUUCCUUCCCUCUUUUGGGGUUAGGGUUUCUCUUUAUCCUCCAAAUCUGGGUUAGGGGAAGCUGAACACGCAACCAUAUGAGCAACACUUGACCAAGUCUUGACCAGUAUGCUGGGAUGUGCAGAUCAGUUUGGGUGGGUGGGGGAGAAGAUGGAAUAGUUGAAGGAGGGGAACAAGUGGCUGGUUAUGGGGAUUUGCUCAUGGAUCAAGUAGGAGAGGAACGAAGAGGAACAGACGACACAUGGAAUGGUGAAAAGGAAGAUCUAAUGUCCAAUCGAGCGGUGGCGAUGAGACAGUCCAAUCGUGUGCAAAGGAAAGAAUCGAGGGAGGUGGGAGGUGUGGUUGAGCACUAGGGGAGUCCAUUACUGGCCCCCAAUCCACUAAUAUCAAGGCUACAGCCUUGUGCUGCGAUGUUGCCACCACCGUUGUUU